CUUUCUCUCUGAGUCUUUUUUUUUAAUAUAGAAAAAGAUCAGAGCUUUAGAUAAGAAGAACAGAGAUUUUACUGCUUUCCAAAAAUUCUCUCUUAAAUAUAUUUACUUAGGGUUUUUUUGGGUUUGUUUUGAUUCGAUGCCGAGAUCUGAAGAAAAACUCAUCCUCUUCUGCUUCCUCUUACCUCUGCUUCAGGUUCCAGCAAUAAUAAUGAUGGCAUAGGAAUGUGCUUGCUAUAUAUACUGUUGUAAAAAGAGAGAGAAGCUAAGGGGUUGAAGUGGAGUUCCAGUGACAGGGAAGAAGAGUGCAGGAUGAAUGUCAAAUGCAAAGGUGGUGGUGGCGGCGGCUCAGAAGGAGAGGAUGGUUAUAUUUUUCAAUCACCAUCAAAUGCUAAUGGUAUUAGCAGUAGGAAGAGAAUUAAACUCCAAAAGGUAUCAGGCGAUCGUUGUCCUGUGGAUCCUGCUUUGGUGCCCAGGAGAGUUCGGUCAGCAAUGAAAAACCGCAUCAGCCAAUCAGCAUCUCCGCCAUUGUCAGAUACAAAGAAACAACAUCAUGCUUUCGUGGGCACCCAGUUGUUCAAAGGCUCUAGUUCAGAAGGAUUUAAACAAAGAAUGCUUGAUGAAGUCACAAAAGAUGAGGAAGAAGUUGCUGAGGCCUUGACUUCUAUGGCGAAUUUCAUCACUACCAAGCCAGUUAAGACAGCAGAAGAUGGUGGGAGAAUAUCAGAAGAGAAUCUAGAUAAAAAGGCCAUAUUGGCUCCUUGUUUAGAAGCUCCAGAAGAAGAGAGUAUAAAGCUUUUGAUUCCAUGCAAUGAUACCAAAACCAGCGAUCCCUUAGAGGAAUUUUCGCCAACUGUGAAGGCUGACCCUUCUACACCGGGGCAACCAGUUGCGGUCUCUGUUAGUCAAAAGUUAGAUAUAGAGGCAAAUGGAGAUCUAUUGAACCCCCUGAGGAGGAAAUCUUCUAAUAUGGAACAAGCAGAGAGUUUUAUAGAUGCAAUGAGCUUGUCCAAUCCUGUAGGAGCUCCGCAACAUCUCCCAGUAAAUGGAACGUUGCAGCCAAAUCAAUUGGACUCUGGUCUGGUUCUGUCAAAAGAGAUAGGACUUUGGCCGCUAGGACCUGCUUCACUUAAACCUCAGCUUGUUAUGCCUGACGGCGAGAAAGCUCCUAGUGUGCAGCCUGGAUCUUAUAGCAGAGUUCAUGAGCAGUUGAAAAUGCCUUCUUUGUGUAAAGUUGAUGUUUCAGGAAGAUGUGGCAGAGUGAACGGCCUUCUUAUGGAGAAGCUCCCCUUGGCGUCCAUUGAUAAAAAGCAGCAUUGGAGUAGGUGUAUUACUCACGUUAACAUAAGCCGUCUCAUCCAACACCAUCAAAAAGCAGAAAAAAAGCAGUUGCCUACACCACAACUCAACCAAGUAAAGCCCAUGGUGGCAAUAAAUCAGAGUUUACCUACAUCUUGUGGGACUUCUGGAUCAAGAAAUGGUAUGAUUCCCCAGCUGUCCAAUGGAUCUCUAAUAGAGAGGAAUAUGCUGGAAGCUAGAAAUAGAAUGCUACAAGAUGGUGGGAGGCUUCAACAAGCUCAGCAGGCAGCUGCGUUACCUGGAGCCUAUGCUCAACAGAAACAGGGUUGUGAUUUUUUGUCCUUGUCGGCUGUUGGUGAUACUAAGAUCUCAGGGAACGGGAUGAAGUCCUCUGGGCAGCUUCUUGUUCCUUAUCCUCCUAAUCAAGGUGUUAUGCCUUUCACAUAUUCUCGAGGUUCUUAUACUUCUCAGUAUCAGGAGCAGUUUGCAGCUGGAGCCAGUCAGCAGGUACAACUACAUCUACCAGCCUACAUGUCUAACAGCCAGUUGUAUGGACAACAUAUGGGUCAAGCAGCAGGAGGUGCAGCGACACAGCAGCAGCUGAUGUGGCAGGCCCAUUUGGCCCAUUACAGGCCUCCGGUCAAUUUCACACUGAAAUGGCAGGACAAUGGGCGGCAACAUGAGUCUUCUUCUUCAUCGUCUUCUCUUGUUCAGAAUCCUCCCUCGAUAUUUCCUCUUCCGGCAGAUAAUAGUUCUCAUAAUAUCCACCAGCCCUUUGUGAUGCCUUUGCAAUCAUUGUCGUCAUUGUCCUCAAGAUCAAAACAGAAGCAGCAGCAUAAUGGCAGUGGGCUCAAUCCACGGAGCUCGUCUCAACUGCCAAUGAUAUGCAAUGCAGAGAGUUUUAGAUAAUUACUCUGGUUUGGUUAUUGGUUACUUCAUCCUAUUGUUUGAAGGAAGCACUGUGCCUCCUUUCUUUUGCUCCCUUAGAGAAGCAACUCCAUUGCUUCGGGGAAUUGGUUGUGACAGCAAUACUGCAAUUGGAGGUGGCGAGGAUCAAAGAACUCGAGCAUAGUGAGUAAACUUCAAUGAGGCCAUGAAUAUGGAAACCUGAACGAGUCAUGAAGUAUGGAUUUGCCAUGUAUGCCAACGAUUGUUCUAAAACUGAUAUGUAGGAAUUACUAUUACAAAGUAUGUGAUGAAGAAGGAAGGAAACAGGUGGUUGGAAAUCUUUGAGCUUCUUUUUUAUGUAUGCUCUAUUUUGGAGCUGAGAUUGGUCAUACUUUGAGCAUUUCGGUGAUGUAAACUUUGUUGUAGAUCUGUACCGUGUGAUGGAGUAAGAUGUGUAUAUUCUGAUCACUAUAUAGGAGUUUGACUAGGGAUAUGGUGUUUUGCCUUACAAUUUAUAAAAGGCUAUAAAUAACACUUGAAUA
Molecule: messenger RNA, 2726 nt
Organism: Asparagus officinalis (garden asparagus)
Lineage: Eukaryota; Viridiplantae; Streptophyta; Magnoliopsida; Asparagales; Asparagaceae
Exons: 13
Coding region: 310-2205 (631 amino acids)
Source: RefSeq, a predicted model, not a curated record